AGUUAAACUGGGAACAGAGGAAAAUCUAAAUUUUCCCAGGUAAGAGAAAGAAAGAAAGGAAAAGAAAAUAUGGUUUUUUCGUAGACAUUUCCUAAAGUCAUAUCUUCACCUGUGUAGAGUGAAUGAGGGGACCCUUUUGGGAUAAAGAAUCGCCCAAAGGCUCCCUUCGCUACAACAGUGGGUGGGGCGGUCUGUUUUUGUACCUGUCUAUCUAUUCUCUCCCUUUCUUGCUUAUUUGUUUAUUAACGAAAGCUUUCUCUAUAAAUAAAUACAACUAGUGCAUAGCUGAUGAUUGAGAUUCUCCACCACCACCACACAAACUUACCCUCUUCUUCUUCUUCUUCUUCUUCUUCUUCUGCACAGAAAAGAUAGACAGAGAUAAGAGUGGAAUUAAUUUGCAUGUUUUUUUAGGUUGUAUGGGCUGUUGCUGUUAGUUAACUUUGCAACCCCGUACAUACAUAUCUCUCAUUCCUCUUCUUUUUCUCUCCGUGUCACCUGUUAUACCAACAACAGGCCUUUCCUCUUUCCUUAUCAUCAUCAUCAUUUCCAACAUCAAGAAAUGUAUUUCCAUUAACAUUAGUAACCAUACCAGCAGUUGUAUUGAAAGCAUUCAAGAAAUCCCAUAUCAAUUCUUACGCUAACAGAACUAACCAUUUUUCUUGAUGGCUUCAUUGUUCUUCAUUAGUCUGACGUUUCUCUCUUUUCUUAAAGGUGCUACAUGUGCAACAUUCACACUAAUUAACAAAUGCGACUACACUGUAUGGCCUGGAAUCUUAGGCAGUCCAAAACUAGACAGCACAGGCUUUGAGCUCCCAAAAGGCAGCUCUCGUUCAUUUCAAGCUCCAACCGGCUGGUCGGGUCGUUUUUGGGGCCGAACUGGCUGCACUUUCGACACCUCCGGGCAUGGUUCUUGCUCCACUGCGGACUGUGGCUCGAGCCAACUUGAAUGCAACGGAAACAGCGCUGCUCCGCCGGCCACUUUAGCUGAAUUCACACUUGGCUCUGGUUCACAAGAUUUUUAUGAUGUUAGCCUUGUUGAUGGCUAUAACUUGCCUAUGCUUGUUGAAGUGAAUGGUGGCUCUGGCGAGUGUGCUUCUACGGGCUGUGUGGCUGACCUCAAUAGGAAGUGCCCUACUGAGCUCAGAGUUGAAGGCGGAGGUGCUUGCCGGAGUGCUUGUGAGGCUUUUGGUAAUCCUGAGUACUGUUGCAGUGGCGCGUACAGUUCACCUUCUACUUGUAAACCUUCUACAUAUUCUCAAGUUUUCAAGAGCGCCUGUCCGAAAUCUUACAGUUAUGCCUUUGAUGAUGCUUCAAGUACUUUUACGUGUACUGGUGCUGAUUAUACCAUCACAUUUUGCCCUAGUUUGCCCAGUCUAAAAUCUGCAAGUGAUUCAUCUCCAAAGACAACAGAUCAGACAGGGCCAGGAACAGAAGAAGGGCUUGCAGGGUCUACCAAUUCAGAGUCAGGGGAAGUAGAGGAAGCUGCACUAGCAAGUUCAUGGCUAGCAAGUUUAGCAACUGGAGCUUCAACAAGAACCCACCAUCCUUUUUCACUUGUUCAACUUGCAUUAGUUUUGGCCACAUCUCUCAUCCUUUGCUACAUACAUUUGUAGCUAGCUAGCUAAUGUUAAAAUUCUCUCUCAUCUCUUGUCACUAGCUAAUUGAUGAUCACUUUUCCAGUGGUGGAAACUUUGAGAGAAUUGAUAAUUGAAAAAGGGAGAAAAAGGAAUCAAGAACAUGGGGACCAACAGUUAUGAAAGCUUGACCAAAUCAAGAUUUGUGAAAGACCCACUUCCAAAUCUUGCACAUUUAAUGUUUAACACAGCAUAUUAAUUAUGUAAAGCAUAUUUUUAAUUUAGAAAGAGAAUAUAUUUGUCUUUUAGUAAA
This is a messenger RNA of Ricinus communis (castor bean), 1887 nucleotides long. Its product is annotated as thaumatin-like protein 1. The record is from RefSeq and is a predicted model, not a curated record. The transcript is spliced from 3 exons. NCBI's taxonomy places the organism in Eukaryota, Viridiplantae, Streptophyta, Magnoliopsida, Malpighiales, Euphorbiaceae. Bases 663 to 1613 code for a protein of 316 amino acids. Gene Ontology annotation, biological process: defense response. Gene Ontology annotation, cellular component: extracellular region.